Messenger RNA from Spinacia oleracea (spinach), 1755 nucleotides. Lineage: Eukaryota; Viridiplantae; Streptophyta; Magnoliopsida; Caryophyllales; Amaranthaceae. The record is from RefSeq and is a predicted model, not a curated record.
AGGAAGUAAUAUCUUGGACAAAUUGAUGGGUUGAGAGUUUGGGUAACAAAAGAGAGGUUGAGUUUAGAAUAGGUGAGGUAUUGGCCCACUUAAAAUGAGUAUGUGGAAACCAAUAAGAUUUGACAGAAUAAGAAAUGGUUGUAGAAAAUAAAAUGAGAACCAUACGUUGAUCGAGAGGCUAUCAAUUAUCUUAUCUUGAUAUUUUUAUGGCUUGUAAUAACGUCUUCUUUCUUGAACAUAAUAACAUCAUCUUAUACUUCCACUGCUUCACUCCUACUGUCUAAGUUGCUGCUGCUACAUCAAGACUCAAGACUCAAGACUCAAGACUCAAGAGCAUGGCUUCCAACAUGCUCUCUAUCGCUAACCCGUCUCUCCGGGUUUACAACAAGGGAUUUUCUGAAUUUUCUGGUCUACACACCUCUUCCCUUCCCUUUGGUCGCAAGGGCUCUGAUGACUUGAUGGCUUUUGUGUCCUUCCAAACUAAUGCUGUUGGAGGGAAGAGAAGUAGCCAGAAUGGAGUAGUUGAGGCAAAAUUGAAGGUAGCAAUCAAUGGAUUCGGAAGAAUUGGAAGGAAUUUCCUAAGGUGUUGGCAUGGUAGGAAGGACUCUCCCCUUGAUGUUGUGGUGAUCAACGACACUGGAGGUGUGAAACAAGCUUCCCACCUUCUAAAGUACGACUCCAUCCUCGGAACAUUUGAUGCUGAUGUUAAGACUGCUGGGGAUAGUGCAAUCUCUGUUGAUGGCAAAGUCAUCAAAGUUGUUUCUGACAGAAACCCUGUCAACCUUCCUUGGGGGGACAUGGGCAUAGACUUGGUUAUUGAAGGAACAGGUGUGUUCGUAGACAGAGAUGGUGCAGGUAAGCACUUACAAGCAGGGGCUAAGAAAGUGUUGAUCACUGCCCCAGGAAAGGGUGACAUACCAACCUAUGUCGUUGGUGUCAACGAGGAAGGUUACACCCAUGCUGACACCAUCAUCAGUAACGCUUCCUGUACCACUAACUGCUUGGCUCCCUUUGUUAAGGUUCUUGACCAGAAAUUUGGCAUCAUCAAGGGAACCAUGACUACAACCCACUCCUACACGGGAGACCAAAGACUCUUGGAUGCAAGCCACAGGGAUCUUAGACGUGCAAGAGCAGCAUGUUUGAACAUUGUCCCAACAUCAACAGGUGCAGCUAAGGCUGUUGCAUUAGUCCUUCCUAACCUAAAGGGAAAGCUUAACGGAAUUGCUCUUCGUGUUCCAACACCAAAUGUAUCUGUGGUAGACCUUGUCGUACAAGUCAGCAAGAAAACCUUCGCUGAAGAAGUUAAUGCUGCCUUCAGAGAGUCUGCAGACAAUGAACUCAAAGGCAUUCUCUCAGUCUGUGAUGAGCCUCUUGUGUCCAUUGACUUCAGAUGCACUGAUGUUUCCUCAACUAUUGAUUCUUCAUUGACCAUGGUUAUGGGAGAUGAUAUGGUCAAAGUUAUUGCAUGGUAUGAUAAUGAGUGGGGUUACUCUCAAAGAGUUGUUGAUCUUGCUGACAUUGUUGCUAACAAAUGGCAGUAAAUUCAUCUAUCAUGUUAAUCAAAACCAAACUCACUCUUUUCUCUCAUUCAUCAUACUUAGUACGUACAAUUAUCACCAAUUUUCCCAUGUUGCUACUACUUAAUUGUUUUCAUCUUUUUGUAAUAAGAGAUAACUUUCCAAAUUUGUAUAGAGCAGAAUUCAGAUGUUUAUGCAUAUAUUAAUAUUAUGUGGGAGAAACAAAUUAAAUCCUUAA